Molecule: messenger RNA, 1530 nt
Organism: Hansenula anomala
Lineage: Eukaryota; Fungi; Ascomycota; Saccharomycetes; Phaffomycetales; Wickerhamomycetaceae
Gene: NUG1
Product: RNA-binding GTPase NUG1
Exons: 2
Coding region: 1-1530 (509 amino acids)
Cellular component (GO): nucleolus
Molecular function (GO): GTP binding
Source: RefSeq, a predicted model, not a curated record
AUGAGAAUCAGAAAACCAACAAGUAAAAGAGGAACCACACGUAUGAGAGAAGGUAUUAAAAAGAAGGCAGCUGCUCAUAAUAGAAAACAAAAGAAAAACGCCAAAAAAGAUCCAACAUGGAAAAGUAAACAGAAGAAAGAUCCAGGUAUCCCUGCUAGUUUCCCAUACAAAGAUAAAAUUGUUACUGAAAUCGAAGAAAGAAAGAGAAUUCAAGCUGAAGAAAAGUUACGUAGAAAAGCUGAAAAAAGAGCUGAACUUGAAGCUGCAGGUGAAAACCCAGAUGAUAUUAUUGAAGAAGAUGACGAUGAAGAAGUUGAUGCUAACCCAUUGGCUGCCUUGUUAGAAAGUGCUCAACAAGCUGCUAAAGAAUACGAAGGUGAAGAUUCAGACGAUGAUGAAGAGAUUGAUGAAGAUGAAAGUGAUUUAGAAGUUGUCGAUUACGAAAUAAGUGAAGAUGAAGAAGAAGACUCAGAGUUGGAUAAAUCACGUAAGGCUUAUGACAAGAUCUUCAAAAAAGUUGUCGAAGCUGCUGAUGUUAUUCUGUACGUUUUAGAUGCUAGAGAUCCAGAAGGUACCAGAUCAAAGAAAGUUGAACAAGCUGUUUUACAAAGUCAAGGUAAAAGAUUAAUCCUUAUAUUAAACAAAGUUGAUUUAAUUCCAACCGAUGUUAUGAACAAAUGGUUAGAUUUCUUAAAAUCAAGUUUCCCAACUAUCCCAUUGAGAGCCGCACCAGGUGCUUCUAAUGCUACUUCAUUCAACAAAGCCUUAUCUCAAACUGCAUCAGCUAAUAACCUGCUAACUGCGUUGAAAUCAUAUGCUGCUAAAUCAAACUUGAAAAGAUCCAUCAUUGUUGGUGUAAUUGGUUAUCCAAAUGUUGGUAAAUCUUCAAUCAUCAAUUCAUUGACCUCUCGUCAUGGUGGUUCUGCUAAAGCAUGCCCAGUUGGUAACCAAGCAGGUGUUACUACAUCUUUAAGAGAAGUUAAGAUUGAUGGUAAAUUGAAAGUUUUAGACUCUCCAGGUAUAGUGUUCCCAGCUGAAAGUAAAAAGAAAUCUAGAGUUGAACAAGAAGCUCAUUUAGCUUUAUUAAGUGCUCUACCUCCAAAAAACAUUACAGAUCCAUUCCCAGCCAUUGUCAUGUUAUUGAAAAGAUUAUCUAAAUCACCAGAAAUGACUGAAAACUUUAAGAAAUUGUAUGAAUUACCACCAAUGCCAAGUUCUGAUGUCAAUGAAUUCGCUAAACAGUUCUUAAUUCAUGUUGCACGUAAGAAAGGUAGAUUAGGGAAAGGUGGUGUUCCAAACUUGAACAGUGCUGGUUUAUCAGUUUUGAAUGACUGGAGAGACGGUAAGAUAAUAGGAUGGACAUUGCCAAAAUCAUCUAAAGAAAGUGCUAAAGAUACUCCAAAGAGCACUUCAGGUCCUCAAGAAUCCGUUGAACAAACCACUAUCGUUUCACAAUGGUCUAAAGAGUUUGAUCUUGAUGGAUUAUUUUCCAGUUUAGACAACAGAAACAAUGAUGCCAUGGAAGAAUAA